Molecule: messenger RNA, 459 nt
Organism: Penicillium angulare
Lineage: Eukaryota; Fungi; Ascomycota; Eurotiomycetes; Eurotiales; Aspergillaceae
Product: RNA-binding protein
Exons: 2
Coding region: 1-459 (152 amino acids)
Molecular function (GO): RNA binding
Source: RefSeq, a predicted model, not a curated record
AUGAGUGAAAGCACCCGCCUCAAGAGCACCAUCUACGUGGGAGGCCUUGACCAGGCCGUCUCCGCGCACACGUUGGCAGAGGCUUUUGUGCCUUUCGGCGAGGUUGUCGACAUCUCACUCCCAAAGCCUGAUCAACCCAACUCAGCCGAUACUCACCGAGGCUUUGGGUAUGUCGAAUUCGAUCUUCCGCAAGAUGCCAAGGAAGCUAUCGACAACAUGGAUGGUAGUGAAAUCUACGGACGCACUAUCAAGGUCGCUGCAGCGAAACCACAAAAGGAUGCCAAUGAGGGAUUGGGUAGUAAAACAGCUAUUUGGGAACAGGAGGGCUACUUGGCCAAACAUGCUGUCAGCGAGGAAGAUCGCCAAGCAGCGGAAGAGGCUCGGGAGGCAAGCAAUCGACCCCAAGACCCAAUGGAAGGUCUGGAACAACUAGAUGUUGCGGGGCCUAAGGCCGAGUGA